Molecule: messenger RNA, 762 nt
Organism: Lucilia sericata (common green bottle fly)
Lineage: Eukaryota; Metazoa; Arthropoda; Insecta; Diptera; Calliphoridae
Exons: 1
Coding region: 73-762 (229 amino acids)
Source: RefSeq, a predicted model, not a curated record
UGGUGCUGUACUGCCUGUAGAAAAAUUGGUGUUAGUUUUUACCGUUUUUUUCAAGGAACCAAAACCCAUUUUAUGGAAAUUCAAGACGAAGUUGCUAAACUAUCUGACCGAAUCUCUAAGUAUGGGAAACUUUUCGAAGAUUUUAAUUCUUUAGAUACUUUAAAAUCUCCUGCUCAAUCUUCCCCUAAAAGGCGAAAAUCGUCAAGGAAAAUCAAAGAGAAACAAGACGACCCUCAAACUGAUAAUAAUAGUCCAGCUCAACAAAACAACCCUGAUAUAGCCACUACUUCUGCUACUACACGUCCUGCUGUUACACGCUCUGCUGUUACACCUUCUGCUGUUAAACCCACUGUUGCAAAUCCCUUCGGUUCAUCAUUAAUACAAAUCCCAAACGCUAAUGUUAUCUAUGGCUCCGAAAUUGAUGCUGCUUCAUCUAUACAUAAUAAUCCUGCUCCUGUUAUUUCUGAUACAUCCAAUCAAUUAAACCAACAUAAUCUAAACUAUGCUGAAGUUGUUACGAAUAACGGAAUAAAUCCUAUUGUUAAUAGAGAAUUGAGAGUUAUUCCACCGAAAAAACAUAUCUUCAUAUCCCGUUUUGCAUUUGAUACUUCUGCCGAAGACAUAAAUUAUUACAUAAAAUCCAAACUCAAUCAAGAUGCUGAUAUUAGUGUUUACAAAUUUAAUUAUUCGCAAGCAAGGAGUAUAACAUCUUUCAAGAUUACUGUUCCGUUUGAUAUUUUUAACUGUGUAGUUAAUGCGUAA